UAACUACUAACCUCUCUCUCUCGCCCUCUCACUCUUCUUCCCUUCGUCUUCGUCUUCUCCUUCUCUCGCAAAUUCCGUACACUUCUUCUUCUUCUUUUCUUUCACGUGAUUAAGCACAAUUACAAUUUAGGGUUCAUCUCUUCCAUGCCCAUCUGAUUUGAUCGAUGGAACGUGGAAACAUUCCGAAAUUUGGCAACUGGGAGAGUGAGGAGAAUGUUCCUUACACGGCCUACUUCGACAAAGCAAGGAAGGUUCGGACAAGUGGUGGCAAAAUGAUAAACCCAAAUGACCCGGAAGAGAACUCGGAUUUGCAUGCUCAAUCCCUUCCUCCUCCUGCCAGACCAAAACCCGAGCAAGAGGAACCUGUCAGAAGAUCACGUGAACAGAUGAGAAGCCGGGAAGACAGUGAGUUUAAGCAGUUUGAUAAUAGAAGACAGGGGAGAACUGCUUCUGAGAACAACAGUUACGAGAGAUCUCCGCUGCAUAACCAGACCAGGUCUCCCGGUAGGAGCAUUGGUACCCUCUCGCCUCUCCGGGAUGGGAGCAAAAAUUCAUACGACGGCCAUGGGAAAUCAAAGCCAAGAUCCAACAUUAGAGGCAAUGAAAGUCCUGAUAGAGGUACGGUCGUGCCAAAAUUUGGAGUCUGGGAUGAAAAUAACCCUUCAUCAGCUGAUGGAUAUACAUACAUAUUCAAUAAAGUACGGGAAGAGAAUUAUGAGGGAGUGGGAACAGGAUCUACAAGAACUCCAUCUCACCCGAGCAAGAAACCGCCUUCAGACAACACCAAGUGCUGCUGCUUUUUCUGGGGAGGAAAAUGAGGAGAAUUUUGGGUAAGGUUCUUGGCUCAGCUCAAGCUUAAGCCUCGAGUUUGUAUAUAGUAUCGAGAAAAUCGACGAAAAUGUGGUGGUAAUGAUAUCUGUUUAUGUCUACGUUGAAGCUGCUUCGGACGAAACAUAAAGAUUAGAGAAAUAUAUUUGUAUCUUUGUUGUUUUGCAUAGUCAUGUAAUUCUUUGGACAUCUCA
Molecule: messenger RNA, 1022 nt
Organism: Tarenaya hassleriana
Lineage: Eukaryota; Viridiplantae; Streptophyta; Magnoliopsida; Brassicales; Cleomaceae
Product: RPM1-interacting protein 4-like
Source: RefSeq, a predicted model, not a curated record